Molecule: messenger RNA, 1913 nt
Organism: Apis florea (little honeybee)
Lineage: Eukaryota; Metazoa; Arthropoda; Insecta; Hymenoptera; Apidae
Gene: bnb
Product: bangles and beads
Source: RefSeq, a predicted model, not a curated record
AUAUCAAGAUGACGAAGCUACUCGUAUUGGCGAUGGUGUGCCUGUUGAGCCAGAAGGCGGUGCUCUCGAUGCCGGUGGCCGAGAACCAGGAGCCCCUCCAAGUGGUUCCGCUCGAGAAAUCGGCGAGCAAGCCCGAUGCCCCGAUCAGCCCCGAGGCCGCGCCAGCAGCGAGCCAGGAGGCGGCGGAGGCGGCGCCGGCCGAGGCGAAAUCGGCCGAGGCCGAGAAACCGAGCGUGAGGAGCGAGGCCGCCGAGAACCCUCAACAGGGCGAGAAGGCCCUGGAGGAGAAGAAGGAGGAGGUUGAGCAACAAGCGAAGCCCGAGGAGAAGAAGGAGGAAGGCGGCCAGGAGAAGGCGGGCGAGCAGCAGCAACAACAGCCGCAACAACAAGAGCAGCAACCGCAGCAGGAGGGUGAACAGCAGGCCGCGCAAGAGCAGAAGCCGCAGGAGCAGGCCUCCUCUCAGGAAGAGAAGAAGGAAGAGGAGAGUUUGAAGCAAGCCGCCUCCGAGUCCCACGAGACCGUGGUGCAAGCCGUUCCUCAGGCGGCACCCGUCCCAGAGGUACCGGCGGAACAACCCGUUGGUAAAGCAGCCGUGGCGGAGGGAAAGAGCUCCGAGCAGGUAGACUCCGUCGAGAAGAGCGCGGAGGUUGGCAAAGAGGAAGCGAAGGAGGAGAGUAAGGAAGAAGCGAAACCGAGCGUGAGGAAGGAGGACGAAGCCAAGUCGAGCUCCGAGUCGGAGGAGAAGGCUCAGCCGGCCGCCGAGGAGAAGAAGGCCGAGAAGGCACAGGAGGAGCAACAGGAGAAGAAGGCCGAGGAGAAGCCCGACCGUGUGACCCGCGACGCCGAGGAAGCUGCCCCCGAGGAGAAGAAAGCGGAACAGCAGCCAGCCGUGCAACAGGAUCAGGCCAAGGCAGCGGAGGAGAACAAGCCGGCUGUGGAGAGCGAGAAGGGUCAGCAACCGGGCGUCGAGCAGCCAGCUCUCAGUUCCGAGGAAUCGUCGUCCAAGAGCGAGGAGAAGACCGAGGCCGCUGCCGCUGCCGCCGCUGCAGCCGCUGCCGCUGCUCCUCAACCGGAAAAGGAAGCGAAGAGCGCCGAGGUAGGUGCCGGUUCCGUUCAAGAAUCCUCGGAGCAAUCGGCGGCCAAACCCGCUGAAGCCAGCCAAGCUAAACGCGAGACCGCGGAGGCUCAGCCCGAGGCGAAAUCCGAGCAGGCCGAGGAAAAGAAGGAGGAAGGGCAGAAACUGCAGGAAGCCGCCGCGAAGGAAGCGAAGGAGCGCUCGGAUGAUUCCUCCGAGGAGAAAUCAGACGAGAAGAAGGAGAGCAAGGGCAGCGAGGAGGAGAAGUCCUCGUCCUCCGAGGAGUCCAAGCAGGAGUCCAAGGCUGGCGAGGAAUCCAAGCCCGAACUUCUGCCCAAACCUCAAGAACUGAAAGUGUAAGUGAACGAUAGGAGCGAGGGUAACGGUCGCAGCGAGAGGCGGGAGAAGGAGAAGAGAGAACGAUAACCUCGAUUGAAAAAUUCUCAAGCAAAACAUCUCGAACGGAGCAGCGGACACUGACUCGCCACUCGUCCAGACCACUGCGUUCAGAAUCACCAGACGAAAAUGGGAAAACGAAAAAAAAAAACAUUUAAAAAGACAAAAAAAAAAUUAAUAAACGUAAAAAAAAAAAGAUGAACAAGAAUGCGCGAAUUGUUCGGCCCCGGGUAGAGAAAAGCAGCGAGCGGGAGAGAGAGAGAGAGAACGAGACGGAGUGAGAGUGUAUAUCGGUGUGAAUGGGAGAGAGAGAUUGCGCGAUCAAAUUCUGUGGCAGGGUCCAAAACUUCCCCCGGCGCGCUACGAUUCCGAGAGAAGAUUCACAUCGACUCGGGGCAGGAUGACCACGUGGCCACCUGGCUGUGAGGGAUGAAACUUAGA